Phyllopteryx taeniolatus (common seadragon) is the source of this 3164-nucleotide messenger RNA. Its product is annotated as calsequestrin-2-like. The record is from RefSeq and is a predicted model, not a curated record. NCBI's taxonomy places the organism in Eukaryota, Metazoa, Chordata, Actinopteri, Syngnathiformes, Syngnathidae. The transcript has 11 exons. Gene Ontology annotation, molecular function: calcium ion binding. Gene Ontology annotation, biological process: regulation of cardiac muscle contraction by regulation of the release of sequestered calcium ion. Gene Ontology annotation, cellular component: sarcoplasmic reticulum lumen. The coding region runs from base 622 to 1851 and encodes 409 amino acids.
GGCUCACACGGGUUUCAUAGAAAAAUAUGACCGCGCACUUGUUGUAUUCGAUCUAGUGUAGUGCUGUUUCUUUUUAAAGUCAUUUUCCUUUUUUUCAAAAACAUAUUUUUAUCAUUUCAUAGCACCAAACAAUCAUUGGACGAUAGAUAGACAGACAGUUUGCUUUUCAGAUACAUUGAUGGAGGGACAGACAGUGUGUUAUGGAUGGAUAGAUGGAUAAAUAAAUAGAAAGAUAGAGAGACGGAUAGACAGACGGAUAGACAGAUAGAGAGACGGAUAGACAGACAGACAGAUAGAUAGAUAGAUAGAUAGGUAGAUAGAUAGAUAGAUAGAUAGAUAGAUAGAUAGAUAGAUAGAUAGAUAGAUAGAUAGAUAGAUAGAUAGCAUUGCGAAUGCCUGUCUUGUAUGUGGGUGAGGAGGAGGAGGAGGAAAAAUGCCUCCUGUGAGAUUUGACAAAAUGAUGGAGAGAGGAGGAGAGCAAGCCCAGGUAGAUCGAGAAAGUACAGCGCAAGAGAUGAGAGGAGCACGAAGCGGGGCCAAUGUGAUACAAUAAGUGCAAUCUUUUUGAAUGCCAUCGCUAGACCUUAAAGUUACCUUUCCCACUCUCAACAUCGGACAACAAUGCAGCAAAUGUGCCUGUCUCUGCUUUGCACUCUUUGCCUCCAUUUCAUUUGGCAUUGUGCUGCAGAGGAAGGUCUGGAAUUCCCUAACUUUGACGGCAGGGACCGGGUGUUGGACAUCAACGAGCGUAGCUACAAGAAGGCUCUGAGGAGAUUUGACCUGCUGUGUCUGUUUUACCAUGAGCCCGUGACUGCCAACAAGGGCCUGCAGAAGCGCUUCCAGAUGACCGAGCUGGUCCUUGAGCUAACAGCUCAGGUGCUGGAAAACAAAGACAUCGGAUUCGGGAUGGUGGAUGCUCAGAAGGAUGCCAAAGUAGCCAAGAAGCUGGGCCUAGAAGAGGUGGGCAGCCUGUACGUCUUCAAGGACGAUCGCGUCAUUGAAUUUGAUGGAGAACUCUCAGCAGACACUCUUGUGGAAUUCCUCCUGGAUGUGCUGGAGGACCCGGUAGAAAUAAUCAACAACCCAAUGGAGCUUCGAGCCUUCGAAAGGAUAGAGGAAGACAUUCGCCUCAUUGGUUACUUCAAAGGAGAGGAUUUAUACUACAAAGCUUUCCAGGAGGCCUCAGAACGUUUUCAACCCUACAUCAAGUUCUUUGCCACAUUUGAUAAAGCUGUGGCCAAACAUCUCUCCCUCAAGAUGAACGAGGUGAAUUUUUACGAGCCCUUCAUGGAGGAGCCCGCCGUACUGCCUGGCAGACCUUUGUCAGAAAUGGACAUUGUGGACUUUGUCAAUCAACACAGGAGGGCCACUCUCAGGAAGCUCCGGGCAGAAAACAUGUUUGAGACCUGGGAGGAUGACAUUGACGGAAUCCAUAUUGUUGCAUUUGCUGAAGAGGAGGAUCCAGAUGGCUUUGAGUUUCUGGAGAUCUUAAAGGACGUGGCCAGAGACAACACCAACAACCCAGAUCUGAGCAUUGUCUGGAUUGACCCUGAUGACUUCCCUCUGCUCACCACUUACUGGGAAAAGACCUUCAAUUUGGACUUGUUCAGGCCUCAAAUCGGUGUGGUCAACGUCACAGAUGCGGACAGCGUGUGGCUAGACAUGUCCAAUGACGAGGACCUGCCCACUGCAGAGGAGCUGGAGGAUUGGAUUGAGGACGUCCUGUCCGGCAGGAUUAACACGGAGGACGACGACUUUGAAGACGACCGUGGAGACUUUGACAGGGACUUUACUGAAGACAGCAACGAGAGCCUUGACCGAGAUGAAGAUGAAGAUGACCUCAAUGACUGAGCCUGCUGGGAUCUUUACCAUAUCUCUUUAAAUCUCUUACAGAUUAGAAAUCAUUUUAGAGACUAAGAUUUGACCUCUUGUGCUGUAUGAUACAGAUAAGGUCAAUCUAAUGCUUAGUACAUGCUAUGAUUGCUAUUACAACAUUACUUUUGUUGCAGAGGUAAAAGUAAAAUAAUGCACAGUGCUGCCUUGAUUUACAAGUUUACUUCUUUCUGUGACCACAUUUGUAACCCAAAUUAAGCAUAUCUCAAAUUAUCUUUCGCCACUGAAAUGAAUGGCUAUUCUUUCCAGAACUCCAACAAACACCAACAAAAAUGUUUGUACCCGUUUAUAAUGAGAAAAACAGAACUCUACAGUAUUGUACUUUGUAAAAAAAAACAUAGUGAUAAUUUAAUUGAAUAUAAAGAUUUAGGCAGCACGGUGAAAGACUGGUUAGCACAUCUGCCUCACAGUUCUGGGGAAAUUCCAGCCCCGCCUGUGUGGCGUUUGCAUGUUCUCCCCGUGCCUGGGUGAACAUUUUCUCGGGGCACUCCGGUUUCCAUCCCAAAAACAUGCGUGGUAGGUUUAUUGAAGACUCUAAAAUAUCCUGUAGGUGUGAAUGUGAGUGCGAAUGGUUGUAUGUUUCUAUGUGCCCUGCGAUUGGCUGGCGACCGGUCCAGGGUGUACCCCGCCUCCUGCCCGAAGAUAGCAGGGAUAGGCUCAAGGAGCCCGCGACCCUAGUGAGGAUAAGCGGUAAAGAAAAUGGAUGGAUGUCAAGAUUUAAACAGUUUAUGCAUCAUGAUAAUUCAGUGGGCAGUGUGCUACUCAUUCUGGUGUGCAUGCCUUGGCCACCAUGGGGCAGUAUAAUAUAUAGACACCCUACACUCAGAUUUAGUCAUGAAACGCAAAGACCAUCUCAACUAAACUGCAAUAAUAUUAGUCAUUUUUCGCAGAAACUAAAGAAUAUAUGCACGUGAAUAUUGUUGUAUGUUUUGUUGGCAUUUCUUGCUCCCGUUUGCAUCGAAACAUAAGUUUAAACGUUUAUAGUUACCGCAACAUCUAAGCUAAUUUCCUUGUCCUUGACUUUGGAGUUCUUCCAUUAGGUGUUAGCAUUAAGCUUGCGGACUUUCAUAAGGCAAAUCUAAUAUAUGUCAUGUUAUAUUUAAUUUUAAACUUUAACUAGGAGUGGUAAUAAACAGAUUGAAGAUUAUUUUUUAUCAAUUGUUCACUAUCUGCCAAACUGCUGCUUGUUGUGUCAUUCCCUCCCCCCAUAGCCAGUGUUAAGGACGUCAAAUAAUGUCAAUGUUCAAUAGAUUACGGAACCUUCAAUCGUC